Cercocebus atys (sooty mangabey) is the source of this 3925-nucleotide messenger RNA. RefSeq lists its product as uncharacterized. The record is from RefSeq and is a predicted model, not a curated record. The transcript has a single exon. The coding region runs from base 3158 to 3682 and encodes 174 amino acids. NCBI's taxonomy places the organism in Eukaryota, Metazoa, Chordata, Mammalia, Primates, Cercopithecidae.
CUGAGUAGCUGGGAUUACAGGCGCCCACCACCCACCAUGCCCAGCUAAUUUUUGUAUUUUUAGUAGAGACAGGGUUUCACCAUAUUGGCCAGGCUGAUCUUGAACUCCUGACUUCAAGUGAUCCACCUGCCUUGGCCUCCCAAAGUGCAGGGAUUACAAGCGUGAGCCACCACGCCCGGCUUGUCCUUUUGGUUUUGAUGGGAGUCUGAGGACCCCGACUCCUCCGGCUCUCCAUCUUUGAGCUUCUAGCAUCCUCUCACACCCAGAAAUCAGUUGGAGUAAGUCUGAUUGGCCCUGCUCCAGCUGGCCUUUGAAGCACAAGUUUGAAUCUCCACCUUCUGUGCACUGACCAGAGUCUAAAAUAAAAGCUGUCAGUACCAUAAAGGAAAAGGGAUCCACACAGGUAGCCUUGUCAUUGCCUACAGGUACAUCUUACUUUAGAAUUUCAAGUGCUGGCCGGGCUCAGUGGCUCACUCCUGUAAUCCCAGCACUUUCGGAGACCGAGGCAGGCAGAUCACUUGAGGUCAGGAGUUCAAGACCAGCCUGGCCAACAGGGUGAAACCCUGUCUCUACUUAAAAAAAUACAAAAAUUAGCUGGGCGCGGUGGCACUCAACUAUAAUCCUAGCUACUCAGGAGGCUGAGACAGGAGAAGCACUUGAACCCACAAGCCAGAGGUUGCGAUGAGCCGAGAUUCUGCCACUGUACUCCAGCCUGGGCAAUACAGCAAGACUCCGUCUUAGAAAGAAAGAAAAAAAAAAAGCAAAAUUUGAGAAUUUCAAGUCCCUAAUUCACUCUAACCAAACAUUUUCAGUCUUACAAAGAAACCCAGUGCACGACACCUUUAAAAUGCCUAGAUUUCCAUUGCCUAAAGUAAGGUGUGGCCAGGGAAAGAACAGCAGGGAAUCAUGUUCCUUUGCUGUGGAACACAUAAGCCCCACAGUUUUCCAGUCAGCCUAAUACAUGGGUAUCCCCCACCCCCAUCUGCCUCCUUAAGCCUCAGUCCUUAGUGGGGAGCCCUGACAAGGGGGAUGGAGUCAGUACCCCGGACAGGGCCACAUUUGCAUGAGACACAGCUGUCUCACAAGGAGGUCACAGAGCCUCUACGCCAGCUUACUGGUUUUUCAUGGAUUUGUUGGAUUAACACUGUAAGCAGGUUUUGUUUUCGUUGUUUUGUUUGUUUGUUUUGAGAUGGAGUUUCUCUCUUGUCGCCCAGGCUGGAGUGUAAUGGCACGAUCUCAGCUCACUUCAACCUCUGCCUCCCAGGUUCAAGCGAGUCUCCUGCCUCAGCCUCCCGAGUAGCUGGGAUUACAGGCACCCGCCACCACGCCCAGCUAAUUUUGUAUUUUUAGUAGAGAUGGGGUUUCUCCGUGUUGGUCAGGCUGGUCUCAAACUCCCGACCUCAGGUGAUCUGCCCGCCUCAGCCUCCCAAAGUGCCAGGAUUACAGGCAUGAGCCACUGUGUCCGGCCUUAAGCAGGUUUUUAAAAUCUCCAGUGGCCAUAAAACAAGCCAGGGUAGCUCAUGCUUUUACUGGUUGGAAUAAGGAGCCAAAACCAACAAAAUAAUAUUUAUUAGGGCUCAAUGCCCAUUUCUAUGGCUAAAGCUUAGGUUUGGUGUGCAGAACCUGGCCUACUUUUGUGGGCUGUGGUUCCUGUGACAGUUUCGUUUUCUGAAUCUUUGUAAUGCUUUUCCACGUGCUGCCCAGAGGCUGAUCUGCAAACCUGCGCAGUAUUCCACACUGAAGCUCAGUUUGCAGACCUUUUGUGUGUUAAUUCUGGUCGGUUUCACACAGAAGUCACGAGGGCCUCUACCCAGGACCUCCUAUUCACAUUUCAAGAAUCCCUUUCUGAAAUUAUCCAAGUCUCUGGUCAGGAGGAGGAGCACCAGUGGGGUAGGGUGGGCGGCGGCUAGAGGGGCAGGAGCGAAUCCAGGUUCCUUGUGUGGUUUCCAGCCUCUGCUGACAGCACCUCAGCUACCAGGUGGGGAGUGGAAAUUCAGGCUGCUUAGAGGACUGACCUCUACAGUUAAUAUUUGCAGUGACAUAAAAGGCAAAGAGGGGCUGGCAUGGUGGUACAGAAGGUAUCAGUCAAGCGCAGGCUCCUCAGAAACCUAGAAACCAAAAAGCAGAUGCGACAUGUGACUGGCCAUCAGCCAGACAUGUCUAGGGUGAGACCAGUGCUCAGCACCACCUGCCAAAGGACGCUGAUGAGUUGUGGGACAUAAUGAUCUGCCAAGUGAGGAAUGACUGCAGGGACCGGAGAAGACCAAAGAUGCCACAUGUCCCAAGAGUUUCUUGAGGGCUGGGUUUCACAUCUCUGAUUGUCCUUUUUGUCCCCACCUGCCUGCACCGUGCCUGACUCCAUCUUGUGGGGAAGGUGACUCAAGAAGUUUAAGCCCAGGCCUAGGCAGUCCACCUCGGGAGGUGGGGGCACUCCACCCUGGGGGGCCUGCAGCUCCAGGGCUGGUGCUCUAGCAGAUCCACUCAGGCACGGUUGGGUGACUGGGGGGUCACCGAUUGGGUAGAUUAUUUCUAUGGCAGUGCUGGGUUAGAAAUGUCUGCCAGUGGGUCUGUCUGGAAACGGGACACAUCUUCCCACCACAAGUCCACACCUGGCCUCGGCUGCUGCCCGCUCUCUGCAACGUGGACUUCCUUUGCCCAUUUGGGCCAGAAGGUCACCAGGAGUUCAUCAUCACUGCUUGGUGUCAACUUGACAUCUUCAGCUUCCAGACAAAAUCUACACUUUACUUUGUACAGCCCUGUCCCAGAGUUAGUGACCCUCAGCUUGUCACCUGCUUGCAAAGGGUAUAGAUGUCGUCCUGGGUAGUUCUAGAGGAUAUCUCAGCAAGUGCGUUUGAAGGUUCAGCACAGCUGGAAUUGUAUGGUAGUGAGCUCUUCAGAGUGAAAACAGAAUGACCGGAUGGCCAUCUGUCCUGGAAACUGAAGAGUUGAACAAAUCACUGAAAAUAGAACGCUUCGUGGAGGUUUUCUUCAGAAGUGAACUAGAAGUAAGUUUUCCAGGCUCCCAGGUCAGUAGACCAAACCAACUUCCUUCGAUUUUUUUUCUUUUUAAAGCUGUUUGCAGAAAACUGGGUGGUAGCAUGUCUGAACCAAAUGGAAGAAGAGCCAGCGGAGCGUGCACUGUUCCAGCUCGGGCCACAUGGCCAACUGUCGAGAGCAGCCCUGCCCAGACUGCAGUGGGAGCUGUGCCAGCAGCUCCGCAGGGCCCUUCCAACUCUGGAGUGUCUGUAGUUCUUGUGAAACCAAAACGUUGACUACCUGCCUCUUUCCUCGGGCAUCGACGUGCUCAUUUCCAAAGAUGAUGGUGCAGGUGACCUUUUCCAUCGUGAGCCAGGAGAAGGUUAGGAGGCCUGAGGGGCAGGCGUUGCGUCCCCUCCUCCCCCUCCAUAGCCCCCGAGGUGGAGCUUCCCUCACAGACCCCAUCUGGUCGAGCCUACGGCUGCCCAGUGUACACUCAGUGAUGCUUAUACCAAAUAGGGCAUGUGUGCUGGUGUCUGUUGGGGACAGCCCCAUCCCUACCUUGGAGAAUUGCAGAGAAGCAGCAAUAAGCAUUAGGCGAAUGAUUGAAAGGACUGCUGGGCCGAGAGGCCUUCAGUCCCCUUACGUGGCUUUCCAAGUUCCUGAUGAGGCUACAAAGGCUCCACUCAUAAAAGAAAGCCAAUAGUGUAAAUAAAUUAAGAACGAAGCCUCCACGCGUGAUUUUUAAGGGGGAUGAUGAAUGUGAAACCACCCACAGAAUGCGUUAGAGUCUGGUUUUUCUGUGCUUUGUCAUUUUACUCUGAUAGGAACUUUUGUUACCUAACUCUGUGCAUAACUUAUUUAAUGUACUGUAUAAAUGAACCAAAACUGUUAAAUAUGUAUUUAGUUUGUUCUACUUAAAGUAGUCAAUAAAAAGGCUAUAUUCCUU